Molecule: messenger RNA, 1937 nt
Organism: Verruconis gallopava
Lineage: Eukaryota; Fungi; Ascomycota; Dothideomycetes; Venturiales; Sympoventuriaceae
Exons: 4
Coding region: 197-1459 (420 amino acids)
Biological process (GO): regulation of ARF protein signal transduction; regulation of endocytosis
Cellular component (GO): Golgi membrane
Molecular function (GO): GTPase activator activity
Source: RefSeq, a predicted model, not a curated record
ACGGCAUCUUCGCUCGCACCCGCACAAUUGCCCAACACGUUAUCCGCACCAUGAUAAGAGCUCUUCCCAAGGCCUUUCAGUUCUCAUACGUGUCCGCCGUAUAUGCAGAAUAGGUUCUGAAAUUUCUUUCGAGCCACCAAUAGAGUAACCCCACACACCGCCUCCGUGAUCCAUUGCCCACCUGCAGUCCGUAAACAUGUGGGAAGUAGAUCCAGAGACCAAGACCAAGCUGCUGGAAAUUCAAAAGGAGAAUGACAACAAGAGCUGCGUCGACUGUGGCGCUCCCAGUCCACAAUGGGCGUCGCCCAAAUUCGGCAUCUUCAUGUGCCUCAAUUGCUCGGGCGUCCACCGCGGGCUCGGCGUGCACAUCUCCUUCAUUCGCAGCAUAACCAUGGACGCCUUCAAGGGCAAUGAGCUCGCACGCAUGGCCGCGGGAGGCAACCGGCCGUGGAAGGAAUUCUUCGACGCGCACUCGAGCAACAAGCUCGAGGGACGUACGUUCGAGGACAGCACGAUCCAAGAGAGAUACGACAGCGAGGCCGGCGAAGAAUGGAAGGACAGGCUGACUGCCAAGGUGGAGGGCAAGGAAUACGUGCCGGGAGAGAGGACGAAGAAGACGGCGCCGGCGAGGACGGCAGCCAAGGCCGGUGGGACCCCGGCUCUGACGGGCAGCCGCAGUGGGACGCCCAACCCGCUGAGCAAAACGGUCAGCAACUCGUCGUCGGCGGCGGCAGCAGCGCUGGGGUCGCGCUCCGCGAGCCCGUCCGUGGGCACGGCGGCGAUGAGCAAGAAGGCGCAGAACGAGGCAUUCUUCGCGCACAUGGGCGCCGAGAACGCCAGCCGGCCGGACGACUUGCCGCCGAGCCAGGGCGGUAAGUACAGCGGGUUCGGCAGCGACUGGCCGCCGCCGCCGGCCAAGCAGACGAGCUAUGGGAUGCCGAACGCGGAGGAGUUCCAGCGGGACCCAGUCGCGGCGCUGACGAAGGGAUUCGGCUGGUUCAGCGCGGGGGUGUCGAAGGUGGCAAAGGACGGGCUACAGAAGCUCUCCGAGGCCGACAUAGCCAAGCAAGCGCAAUCAGCCGCCGCCUCGCUCGGAACGACAGCGUACAGCACCUUCCAGCAAGGCUCCAAGGGCGCCACCGAGGCCUUCAACCGCUUUGUCGAGGGCGACGACGGGUCACACACCAACGGCAACAACUCGAGCCGGAUCCAGCCCGACGCCGACAAGCGAGCCUUCUGGGACUCGUUUGCGGCGGCGGGCGAGGAGCGCGCGGCCGCGAAGAAGAAGGUGGAGCCGGAACGCAAGGACUUUUGGGACGAGUUCAGCAGCGUGGGCGAGGCGAGGGCCAAGUCGCAACAGGCGAACAAGACAAAGAGCAGUGUGGGCACGGCAGCGAUGGCGAGGCGGAAACCGGCAGAAAAGGAGAAGAAGGAUGACGAGGCGUGGGGCGACUGGUGAAGACGCAACGGCACUGGGCCUGUCAUGGCCCGGCGACGUCUCUCUCUCUCUCUCUCUUUUUUUUUUUCAAUUUUUUUUUCUUUGGUGGGUGUCAGUCUUUGACGAUGUACGUCCUUGCAGCGUGGCACGGUAACGAAAGCGUCGUUGUAUAUGAUUUAUGGCUUGGAUGAGCGCGGCGACACAAGACAAUAGAAGCUGGUCAUCUUGAGACGAACUCUUUCUGCGCCGUGGCGAACACGUAGAAGAGCGCGACUCGAGCAGCGUUGGGUUCCGACGGGCGUUGCCAGCGCUGGGCGAGGCCCAGAGCAAGGCUGCGGCGCCGACGAGCACAGCAAGCCCGGCAGCGUGAGGCGCGACCGCGGUUGCGAGACCGUUCGCGCCCACUUUUGCCUGUGGCGCCGAAUCCCUGCGGCGCAUCGACGUCAUCAAGGACGGACAAGCGUCUGCCGUCAAAGGCCAGGACGACGCUGAAUGGAAC